AUACUAUAACCUCCCGAUUUCACACGCGCUCUUCUAAUCAAGCCCAUGCAAAAUUUCUCUACUUUCAAGUAGUUUACCUUUCACACACACACAACAUCACGCUCACUGGCAAAACAAACCUAUUAUAAUACAAAUUUGCAAACUAGCAGUACUGAGUAGUUACAAAUACAACAAAACCAGUAUUUCGCAUUUUUGUUCGUUCGUUCGUUCGUUGUCAUGCAAAAAGGCAAAUACGCACAAAAGACUUUCAUCCUUCCGUUGAUUUCGGCGCUGUGUUUCAGUGAGCCUCAUUAAGAACCCAACAUCCAUCCUCUCUUUCCGCAAUUACCGGAGAAACGAAAAAAAAGUGAGAAAGCGAGUGAAACAAAGUUUUAGUUCGUGCCUGUGUCUGAGUUCAUGUCGCGUGAGCUUAAAAGAUCAGACCCAUUUGCCCUUGCGAUGUUGAACAGUUGCUGAUGCUCGCUCUCGUUCUCUGGGGUUCCCAAAGAAGCUAACUUCACCGGAGGAACAGGACGAAGUUAACCGGUUGGGUGGUGGGUCGGAAGGUGAAGGGGUUUGGAGUGAUAUGGUGCGGUGAGGCGUAACGUAAUGGGGUGUGUGGUGGCGAAGCAGGCUGUUUCUGUCACACCCGCGAUUGAGCACUCGGUUGAGUCGGAUAAGAACAGGAAGAAGAAGACUGAGUCUAGUAGGAGCGAGUUGGGCGAGUCAGGGAGAGCGAGUUCCAAUGCUGGAAGUGAGUCUCUGAGCUUCAGGUUGGGUAACCUGAGCAAGUACGUGGAGGGAGAGCAGGCGGCGGCAGGUUGGCCAGCGUGGCUCAGCGCCGUCGCAAGUGAGGCCAUUCACGGUUGGGUUCCUCUUCGAGCUGACGCAUAUGAGAAACUUGAAAAGAUUGGUCAGGGAACAUAUAGCAGUGUUUUCCGAGCAAAGGAGAUUGAGACCGGAAAGAUAGUAGCUUUGAAGAAGGUGAGAUUUGACAAUUUUGAGCCGGAGAGUGUGAGGUUUAUGGCACGAGAAAUAAUGAUUCUUAGGAGGCUUGAUCAUCCAAACAUCAUUAAACUGGAGGGCUUGAUUACUUCUAGAUUGUCUUGUAGCAUAUACCUUGUGUUUGAGUACAUGGAGCACGACAUCACGGGGCUCUUGUCUAGACCAGAAAUCAAGUUUAGUGAAUCACAGAUCAAAUGCUACAUGAAACAAUUGUUAUCUGGUCUUGAGCACUGUCACUCACGGGGUGUGAUGCACCGGGACAUCAAAGGAUCAAAUCUUUUAGUGAAUAAUGAAGGGAUAUUGAAGGUGGCAGAUUUUGGACUGGCAAAUUUCUCCAAUUCUGGGAACAAGCAGCCCCUCACUAGUCGUGUAGUCACGUUAUGGUAUCGUCCUCCAGAACUUUUGCUCGGUUCAACAGAUUAUGGUCCAUCCGUGGAUAUUUGGAGUGUUGGCUGUGUAUUUGCAGAAUUACUAAUUGGGAAGCCUAUACUUCAGGGGAGAACCGAGGUUGAACAAUUGCACAAAAUUUUCAAGCUUUGUGGCUCCCCACCCGAAGAAUACUGGAAAAAGACCAGACUUCCUCAUGCAACAUUGUUCAAGCCACAACAACCAUACGAUAGUUGCCUCCGACAGACAUUUAAAGAUUUUCACGUAUCCAGUGUAAAUCUUCUACAAACUCUUCUUUCUGUCGAACCAAGCAAACGUGGGACUGCCUCCUCUGCUCUCUCAUUAGAGUAUUUCAAAACAAAACCUUAUGCAUGCGACCCAUCAAGCUUACCAAUAUACCCACCUAGCAAGGAGAUUGAUGCGAAACAUGAAGAGGAGUCAAGAAGGAAAAAAAUUGGUGGGCGAGCUGGUGUACCAGAAUCAAGAAAACCAUCAAGAAAGCCACUAGCACUGAGUAAAUUAGCCCCAGCAGAGGAUUUGACAACUCAAACUCAAACUUCCCAAAAGAAUGAUGAUAGAUGUAUCCACACCCUUAAAGAAGAGAACACUCAUGCAGGUGAGGGGGCACCAAAGCAGUCUGGUGGUAAACCAGACGAUGAUUCCCAUGUGAAGAAGGCAUCUCAAGUAGAUAUUCCCUUUCCUGGGCCAUUGCAAGUUUCAAAAUCAAGUGGCUUUGCAUGGGCUAAAAGGCGUAGAGAUGACGCUUCAAUUAGAACUCACAGUCGUUCUAUUUCUAGAGGGUAUAUCUUUAAUUCAUUGGAAACUUCACUAAAUUCAAGGAAUAAUUCUGAAUCCAGAAACUACGAAAAUAAUGAAUUUUUCGGGACAUGCACCAACUCUAGGGGCCAUGACCUACUUGAAAUUUCUAAGCUUGCCAUGAAAAAUCAAUGGAGUAAGUUUGAUCGUCCAGAUUCAUUUGAUACUGAGGAGUACCAUUCACAAGAACUUUCCAUGGCGCUUUAUAACAGGCAAGACUCAUUAUCCAAGAGAAGUAACCUGAGUUACCAGGAUCAAGGAGAAAAGGUAGAGUUUUCAGGGCCUCUGUUAUCUCAAAUGCACACAGUUGAUGAGCUCUUAGAAAGACAUGAGCGUCACAUCCGGCGUACUGUCAGAAGAUCAUGGUUUCAGAGAGGUAAGAAGCAAGGGAAGUAACUCCAAUGGUGAUAUUAGUCAUGGGAGGAAAUAGAUCCUCGCAUUUCAAACCAAAUGUCCUUGUGAAAGGACCAUUUUCAUUCUCCAAGCUCACUAGCUGCUGUGAUUUUGAGCAACAAAUGAACAUCAUCAUGUACACAUGGACGCAGUAUCCAGCAGCAUGAGUUGGUACCAAGAAUAGAAGCUUGGAAACUAACCAAUUUGAGGAGUGUAAUUCAGUUUACAGAAAUCAGAAGGCCAUGGAGAAGGGAAAAAAAGCUCUUCUUUUACUUCUUUUUCACCAUGGAUUCUCUAUUUUUGGUCAAUUAUAAUAUAUGGAAAUUUAUUUCUUUAUGAUCUAAA
Molecule: messenger RNA, 2925 nt
Organism: Vigna angularis (adzuki bean)
Lineage: Eukaryota; Viridiplantae; Streptophyta; Magnoliopsida; Fabales; Fabaceae
Product: protein IMPAIRED IN BABA-INDUCED STERILITY 1
Exons: 9
Coding region: 589-2583 (664 amino acids)
Biological process (GO): protein phosphorylation; positive regulation of transcription elongation by RNA polymerase II
Cellular component (GO): nucleus; cyclin-dependent protein kinase holoenzyme complex
Molecular function (GO): RNA polymerase II CTD heptapeptide repeat kinase activity; cyclin-dependent protein serine/threonine kinase activity; ATP binding
Source: RefSeq, a predicted model, not a curated record